CUGGAGUCCUGUAACAUCUGCAGUAAACCCAUCAUGGAGCGUAUCCUGCGGGCGACAGGGAAGGCCUACCACCCCCACUGCUUCACCUGUGUGGUGUGUCAACGCAGCCUGGACGGUAUCCCGUUCACCGUGGACGCUGCCAACCACAUCCACUGCAUCGACGACUUCCACAAGAAGUUUGCCCCUCGUUGCUGUGUGUGUUCUGAGCCCAUCAUGCCAGCUCCAGGCCAGGAAGAGACUGUUCGUAUCGUCGCCUUGGAUCGAGACUUCCACGUUCAGUGUUACCGCUGUGAGGACUGUGGUUCUCUGCUGUCUGAGGGGGACAACCAGGGCUGUUACCCUCUGGACGGCCAUGUCCUCUGUAAGAGCUGUAACACCAGUCGUAUCCAGGCCCUCACCGCCAAGGCUACCACUGACCUCUGAGCCCCCAGCCCUGCUACCCCGCUUCCCGCUAAGCGCUCCCCCGGUCCAGCCCGGUCACCUCUACUGCCUGGCUGGCUGCCCUUCAGCCCGACACGCACACACACACACACACACACACACCCACACGCACACACACACACACACACACACACGCACGCAUCUAUGAAUAUUAUGAAAUUGCUAAUGGGGAGAAACGAGGAUGUGAUGUCCCUGAAAUGUUGACAGUCUCGGUACGAUCGUCAGCCUGUUGAUACCUUUAUUGCUGUCGUUAUUAUUAUAUUAUUAUUAAUGCCUGUUCCCUCUACUUGCAUUUACUCUUUGACAUUGUAGUCGCCUAGCAGACACCCCUUAUUCAGAGAGAUUCACAGUAGAGUCAGCAGACACCCCUUAUUCAGAGAGAUUCACAGUAGAGUCAGUAGACACCCCUUAUUCAGAGAGAUUCACAGUACAGUCAGUAGACACCCCUUAUUCAGAGAGAUUCACAGUAGAGUCAGCAGACACCCCUUAUUCAGAGAGAUUCACAGUAGAGUCAGUAGACACCCCUUAUUCAGAGAGAUUCACAGUACAGUCAGUAGACACCCCUUAUUCAGAGAGAUUCACAGUACAGUCAGUAGACACCCCUUAUUCAGAGAGAUACACAGUACAGUCAGUGUACAUCUUUGAUUUCUUCCUCAUUUUUAUUGCUGUUGUUUCUCCUAGUUGACUAGCAGAUUGUCUCCUGUCCUGUCAUGUCAUGGGUGCGGACCAAUUGGUAGCCUAUUCCCUAUAUACAAGUCUAGUACUUUGGGCCAUGGUUUACAAUAGUGUACUGUAAUAGGGAAUAGGCUGUCAUUUGUGACGUCUCCGCGGUCCUUCAUUCCAAUAUGCCCGAGCUGAUCUGGUCUCUCUGAUCUCUGGCCUGUUUAACAUCUUCACAGUACUUAAUUAAGCCAUAAAGCAUGACUGGGGUGUGGUAUAUUGGCCAUAUACCACAAAUCCCCGAGGUGUCUUAUUGCUAUUAUAAACUGGUUACCAAUGUAAUUAGAGCAGUAAAAAUAAAAUGUUUUGUCAUACCUGUGGUAUACGGUCUGGUUGUCAGCCAAUCAGCAUUCAGGGCUGGAAACACCCAGUUUAUAAUAGAAGAUAUUCAACACGUGGAGAAGAGACUGAUUGGCUGACUGGCUGACUGGCUGGCUGACUGACUGGCUGGCUGGCUGACUGACUGGCUGACUGACUGACUGGCUGGCUGGCUGGCUGACUGACUGGCUGACUGACUGGCUGGCUGGCUGGCUGACUUACUGACUGGCUGACUGACUGAUUGGCUGACUGACUGGCUGGCUGGCUGGCUGACUUACUGACUGGCUGACUGGCUGGCUUGCUGGCUGACUGGCUGACUGAUUGACUGACUGACUGAUUGGCUGACUGACUUACUGACUGGCUGGCUGACUUACUGACUGGCUGGCUGACUUACUGACUGGCUGGCUGACUGGCUGACUGAUUGGCUGGCUGGCUGACUUACUGACUGGCUGACUGCCUGGCUGGCUUGCUGGCUUGCUGACUGGCUGGCUGGCUGGCUGGCUGGCUGACUGGCUGGCUGACUGGCUGACUGACUGGCUGACUGACUGACUGGCUGACUGGCUGACUGACCUUUUUAAAUUCCAGUCAAUUCAGGAUGUAAAACAAACUCCCAAUUCCAAAUGUUCCUCAUUGAAAAACAUUGAAGCGAAUUGGAAUUUCAGUGUACUUCCUGAAUUGACUGGAAUUGAAAUGGAAUUGACCCCAGCCCUGGCUUAAUGUAUACAGAGAGUGGACCAAGCCUCUCAACCGUGACCUCUCAACUCUAACAGAUGGUUCCUAAGCCGUGACCUCUCAACUCUAACAGAUGGUUCCUAAGCCGUGACCUCUCAACUCUAACAGAUGGUUCCUAAGCCGUGACCUCUCAACUCUUAACAGCUGGUUCCUAAGCCGUGACCUCUCAACUCUUAACAGCUGGUUCCUAAGCCGUGACCUCUCAACUCUUAACAGCUGGUUCCUAAGCCGUGACCUCUCAACUCUUAACAGCUGGUUCCUAAGCCGUGACCUCUCAACUCUUAACAGCUGGUUCCUAAACCGUAACCUCUGAACUCUUAACAGCUGGUUCCUAAGCCGUGACCUCUCAACUCUUAACAGCUGGUUCCUAAGCCGUGACCUCUCAACUCUUAACAGCUGGUUCCUAAACCGUAACCUCUGAACUCUUAACAGAUGGUUCCUAAGCUGUGACCUCUCAACUCUUAACAGAUGGUUCCUAAGCCGUGACCUCUCAACUCUUAACAGCUGGUUCCUAAACCGUAACCUCUGAACUCUUAACAGAUGGUUCCUAAGCUGUGACCUCUGAACUCUUAACAGAUGGUUCCUAAGCCGUGACCUCUCAACUCUUAACAGAUGGUUCCUAAGCCGUGACCUCUCAACUCUUAACAGCUGGUUCCUAAGCCGUGACCUCUCAACUCUUAACAGCUGGUUCCUAAACCGUAACCUCUCAACUCUUAACAGCUGGUUCCUAAGCCGUGACCUCUGAACUCUUAACAGCUGGUUCCUAAGCCGUGACCUCUGAACUCUUAACAGCUGGUUCCUAAGCCGUGACCUCUGAACUCUUAACAGCUGGUUCCUAAGCCGUGACCUCUGAACUCUUAACAGCUGAGUUAGCUGAAUGCUCUGCCUGCCGGAAUCCAUUUUCAUCACACCUCUUGUCUAUAAGGAGAGAGGAACGGGUUGUCAGUUUUUAUAAGAAACGUUGUUUUAUGUUUUUUUUUCUUCGAAUGCUGAGAAUGCGUCAUAAAUAGCACCCUAUUCUCUAUCUAGUGCACUACUUUUGGCCAGAGCUCUAUGGGCCGUUUGUCAAACGUAGUGCACUAUGAAGGGAAUAGGGUGCCAUUUGGUACGGAACCACAGAUGAACAGCAACUCCCCAGAUCCCACAGCAAACAUCCAGCCUGCUCUAUGUAACGAACAAACACCGUGAGUGAUAAACACACAUCACGAUGGUCCACCAAACAUCCAGCCUGCUCUAUGUAACGAACAAACACCGUGAGUGAUAAACGCACAUCACGAUGGUCCUCCAAACAUCCAGCCUGCUCUAUGUAACGAACAAACACCGUGAGUGAUAAACACACAUCACGAUGGUCCUCCAAACAUCCAGCCUGCUCUAUGUAACGAACAAACACCGUGAGUGAUAAACGCACAUCAUGAUGGUCCUCCAAACAUCCAGCCUGCUCUAUGUAACGAACAAACACCGUGAGUGAUAAACACACAUCACGAUGGUCCACCAAACAUCCAGCCUGCUCUAUGUAACGAACAAACACCGUGAGUGAUAAACGCACAUCACGAUGGUCCUCCAAACAUCCAGCCUGCUCUAUGUAACGAACAAACACCGUGAGUGAUAAACACACAUCACGAUGGUCCUCCAAACAUACAGCCUGCUCUAUGUAACGAACAAACACCGUGAGUGAUAAACACACAUCACGAUGGUCCUCCAAACAUCUAAUUAUGUGUUGUUGUUGAAACAGGAUGUACUGUACAGUUGAAGAAGUCGGAAGUUUACGUACACCUUCGCCAAGUACACUUCAACUGAGUUUUUCACAAUUCCUGACUUGUAAUCCUAGUAAAAAAAUUCCCUGUCCUAGGUCAGUUAGGAUCACCACUUUAUUUUAAGAAUGUGAAAUGUCAGAAUAAUAUUAGAGAGAAUUAUUUAUUUCAGCUUUUAUUUCUUUCAUCACAUUCCCAGUGGGUCAGAAGUUUACAUACACUCAAUUAGUAUUUGGUAGCAUUGCCUUUAAAAUUGUUUAACUUGGGUCAAACGUUCGAAAUGUCUAAAGCCAUGACAUCAUUUUCUGGAAUUUUCCAAGCUGUUUAAAAGGCACAGUCAAUUUAAGUGUAUGUAAACUUCUGACCCACUGGAAUUGUGAUACAGUGAAGUAUAAGUGAAAUAAUCUGUCUGUAAACAAUUGUUGGAAAAAUGACUUGUGUCACGCACAAAGUAGAUGUCCUAACCUACAUGCCAAAACUAUAGUUUGUUAACAAGACAUUUGUAGAGUGGUUGAAAAAUGAGUUUUAAUGACUCCAACCUAAGUGUAUGUAAACUUCUGACUUCAACUGUAUUUAAUCCUUUUGAAGUUAUAAUAUUGCAUUGAUUUGGAGUGGCGAUGAGUUGUCAUGGUGAUUCUGAGGCCUUAACUAAAGGAGACCAAAGUCUGUUCAAUACUUCGCUCAGUCAUGAUACAAUGAUAUACUUCUUUAAGCCAAGUAGAAUAAUGCCUAUCUUAUUCAUAAUAAAAUGAUGUACUUCUUUAAGCCAAUUACGAUGCUUUUCUGACUUGAUGCACAUCUCAGUUCACUGUAUUAAUUUAGAGAGUUUACAGUAAUUCACAUCCCAGUUCACUGUAUUAAUUUAGAGAGUUUACAGUAUUUCACAUCCCAGUUCACUGUAUUAAUUUACAGUAAUUCACAUCCCAGUUCACUGUAUUAAUUUGGAGAGUUUACAGUAAUUCACAUCCCAGUUCACUGUAUUAAUUUAGAGAGCAUACAGUAAUUCACAUCCCAGUUCACUGUAUUAAUUUAGAGAGUUUACAGUAAUUCACAUCACAGUUAGCUGUAUUAAUUUAGAGAGUUUACAGUAAUUCACAUCCCAGUUCACUGUAUUAAUUUAGAGAGUAAUUCACAUCCCAGUUCACUGUAUUAAUUUAGAGUUUAUACAGUAAUUCACAUCCCAGUUCACUGUAUUAAUUUAGAGAUUAUACAGUAAUUCACAUCCCAGUUCACUGUAUUAAUUUAGAGAGCAUACAGUAAUUCACAUCCCAGUUCACUGUAUUAAUUUAGAGAGUUUACAGUAAUUCACAUCACAGUUAGCUGUAUUAAUUUAGAGAGUUUACAGUAAUUCACAUCCCAGUUCACUGUAUUAAUUUAGAGAGUAAUUCACAUCCCAGUUCACUGUAUUAAUUUAGAGUUUAUACAGUAAUUCACAUCCCAGUUCACUGUAUUAAUUUAGAGAUUAUACAGUAAUUCACAUCCCAGUUCACUGUAUUAAUUUAGAGAGUAUACAGUAAUUCACAUCCCAGUUUACUGUAUUCAUUUAGAGAGUUUACAGUAAUUCACAUCCCAGUUCACUGUAUUCAUUUAGAGAGUUUACAGUAAUUCACAUCCCAGUUCACUGUAUUAAUUUAGAGAGUUUACAGUAAUUCAGUUCCAUACACAAGGUUAAGAGAUACUCUUACAGAGUAUCCGUAUAGAAAUGCUGAUAAGAAUCUCUUUCUGGGAAAUAAAUUGAAAAGAAGCAGAAAGAGACGUUAUGCAAGUUGCAACAUAUAAACAUCGCUGUCAGUGAUCGCUAUAAACAUCUCUGUCAGUGAUCGCUAUAAACAUCUCUGUCAGUGAUCGCUAUAAACAUCUCUGUCAGUGAUCGCUAUAAACAUCUCUGUCAGUGAUCGCUAUAAACAUCUCUGUCAGUGAUCACUAUAAACAUCUCUGUCAGUGAUCGCUAUAAACAUCUCUGUCAGUGAUCGCUAUAAACAUCUCUGUCAGUGAUCGCUAUAAACAUCUCUGUCAGUGAUCGCUAUAAACAUCUCUGUCAGUGAUCGCUAUAAACAUCUCUGUCAGUGAUCGCUAUAAACAUCUCUGUCAGUGAUCGCUAUAAACAUCUCUGUCAGUGAUCGCUAUAAACAUCUCUGUCAGUGAUCGCUAUAAACAUCUCUGUCAGUGAUCGCUAUAAACAUCUCUGUCAGUGAUCGCUAUAAACAUCUCUGUCAGUGAUCGCUAUAAACAUCUCUGUCAGUGAUCGCUAUAAACAUCUCUGUCAUUUUCCCUUAAAACGAUCUGGUUCAGCAUUCAUUGGCUGGAGGCCACGGUGGUAAUCAAAUCAAAUCAAAAGGUACAAACCUGUAGAGAGCUGUUAGAUUUAUUAUCCCUCUGUGUGUUUUCUUGGUUUAAGUAAAUAAGUAUUUUCUGAACCGAAGUGGUUUAAAGUACUGUAAGUUUUAAAAAAAUAUUACUUUAAAGUACUACUUAAGUAGUUUUUUGGGGGGUAUCUGUACUUUACUAUUUAUAUUUUUGACAACUUUUAUUUUUACUUCACAACAUUCCUAAAGGAAAAUAAUGUACUUUUUUACUCUCAUACAUUUUCCCCUGACACCCAAAAGUAUGUGUUACAUUCAGCAUUCUCAAGCAGGACAGCAAUACGGUCCAAUUCACACACUUUAUCGAGAGACGGUUAUCCCCACUGCCUCUGAUCUGGUGCACUCCACUAAGCACACACCGUGCGUUUGUAAAUUACUUCAGAGUGGUGGAGUGUGUCCCCCGGCUAUCCGUAAAUUAAAAAACUUAAGAGAAUAUCAUGCCGUCGGGAAUUUGAUUUAUAGCCUUUUUUACUUUAUCCUAACAGUUUAGUACUUUUCCCACCGUUGUACUUGAAGUACAUUUUAAAACCAGAUACUUUUUUACUCAAGUGGUAUUUUAACUGGGAGAUUUUCACUUUUACUCGAGUCAUUUUCUAUUAAGGUAUCUUUCAUUUGACUCAAAUAGGACAUUGAAGUAGUUGUUCCUGCUAUAAACUCACUAUUUUGUUUUUUUGAUCUAAAAUAAAUAAAUAAACAAAAGAAGAUUCAUAUCGAUGUUGUAAUUGUUUUUGUAUAAUUAAUUGCAUUGACAUUUUAUUCCUAAAGAUAUGGAGAACAUUUGACUAUUAAAGGAGAUACUAUUUCAACAGAUUUGACCGUACACAUAGUUCUUCGUGAAACCCCUUUUUUUGUCAAAAACAAUCCUCGUGCUUUAGGUCUACGCUGUGUUGUGAGUCACUGUUUCCGUCUAUAGGUUUUUACCCCAUUGACAUCCAUCCAUUUGUUUUAUGUGGUGUGUAGGCUCAUCUCUUAGAUGAAUUGUAGAUGGGACAAGAAGGGAGUAUGAUAUUCCCUGACACAUUUACUCCGAAUGAGUGUUUGAAACAUGUGGUGGAAAUAUUUUCAAGUCUCAUGUACUGCAGGUUGAUCUUUUUUUUUUAGGCCUAUGUUAUCUUCACAAAUUAAUUCCUUAAUUAAAUGUACUUGGAAUAAACGUUUAAUUACUAAUUCUCUCUAAUAACUCUCUCUAUCGUGAUGUGAAAAAAGCCAAACAAAACAUAAUUUGACAUUGUGACUUCCUUCUUACGUGGCUUGUUAUUGUUUCCCAGUGAGACCCCCCUCAGCCCUGUUCUUUGUGUUGCAACGUGCAUGUUGGGUGAUGGGUACGGUGUCUUUUUUGGGCCUAUGAUUGUCUAAGGCUGUGCUAACUGUCUGUGGCUAGUUCAUCUGUUCACAUACAAACAAGUGGCGCUAUAGGAGCAUAUUGUUAUCCAGUAGGGCUGAAGGAUGUACGGUCAUCACCAAGCCCUAACCAAGGUAGAGAGGGGGUCGGAACCCAUACUGAAGGCUGUACUGUCAUCACCAGACCCUAACCAAGGUAGAGAGGGGUCUGAACCCAUACUGAAGGCUGUACUGUCAUCACCAGGCCCUAACCAAGGUAGAGAGGGGGUCUGAACCCAUACUGAAGGCUGUACUGUCAUCACCAGACCCUAACCAAGGUAGAGAGGGGGUCUGAACCCAUACUGAAGGCUGUAUGGUCAUCACCAGACCCUAACCAAGGUAGAGAGGGGGUCUGAACCCAUACUGAAGGCUGUACCAUCAUCACCAGACCCUAACCAAGGUAGAGAGGGGGUCUGAACCCAUACUGAAGGCUGUACCAUCAUCACCAGACCCUAACCAAGCUAGAGAGGGGUCUGAACCCAUACUGAAGGCUGUACCAUCAUCACCAGACCCUAACCAAGGUAGAGAGGGGUCUGAACCCAUACUGAAGGAUGUACCAUCAUCACCAGACCCUAACCAAGGUAGAGAGGGGUCUGAACCCAUACUGAAGGCUGUACCAUCAUCACCAGACCCUAACCAAGGUAGAGAGGGGUCUGAACCCAUACUGAAGGAUGUACCAUCAUCACCAGACCCUAACCAAGGUAGAGAGGGGUCUGAACCCAUACUGAAGGCUGUACCAUCAUCACCAGACCCUAACCAAGGUAGAGAGGGGUCUGAACCCAUACUGAAGGCUGUACUGUCAUCACCAGGCCCUAACCAAGGUAGAGAGGAGGUCUGAACCCAUACUGAAGGCCGUAUGGUCAUCACCAGACCCUAACCAAGGUAGAGAGGGGGUCUGAACCCAUACUGAAGGCUGUACCAUCAUCACCAGACCCUAACCAAGGUAGAGAGGGGGUCUGAACCCAUACUGAAGGCUGUAUGGUCAUCACCAGACCCUAACCAAGCUAGAGAGGGGUCUGAACCCAUACUGAAGGCUGUACCAUCAUCACCAGACCCUAACCAAGGUAGAGAGGGGUCUGAACCCAUACUGAAGGCUGUAUGGUCAUCACCAGGCCCUAACCAAGGUAGAGAGGGGUCUGAACCCAUACUGAAGGCUGUACCGUCACCACGACACCAAUACUAGUAUUUUAAUCCACAAUGGACAGUUGUCACACAUUAUUUAAAUACAUUUUUACUCUAAUACCAUACCAAGGAAGUAACGGAUGGCUCGAUCAGGUCGAUCGAUAUACCGGUAGCCUCAUUGUGUCCCCCUCCCUUUGCUCAUCAAAGCUUUGCUAUUUUUUUUUUUUUACAUUUAAACAAUUAUUGAUAUAAACAAGUAUAUGAGGUGACAGAAACGGCUUGAGGGGACAGGAAGAAAGUGUUUGUGUUGUGUUACGUACAUUCUUCCAUUCCAUUGUAUUUCUGUUGUCAACAACAGCCACUUUUUUAAUUUUGUAUUUUUUUUUUGCUGCAAAUUGUCUUUGGCUACAUUCUCCAUGCCUGUAGCACAGCUUGUACUGUGUCCCAAAUGGUGCCCUAUACCCUAUGUAGUGCACUACUUUUGGACUAGAUCUCUAAGGGUCCUGCUCUGAAGUAGUGGACGAUAGAGGGCAUAGGAUACCCUUUGGGGCAGACGCUCUGUGUCAUCUACAGUAAUGUCGUACCUUUCCAUGUCUAACAGGUACUAUUUAGCACUCUGAAAUAUCAUGAGUGGUGAUGUGUGAUACGGACAGAGGAGGCUGGUGAUGGGAGGACGGGUCGUAGUAAAUGGCUGGAACGGUGUAAAUGGAAUAUAGCGUCAGACAAAUGGAAACCGCGUGUUUUGGAGUGUCUUUGAUACCGAUCCAUUUCAUCCGGUUCCAGACGUUACCACGGGCCCAUCCUCCGAUUUAUAGUGACACCAGCCACCGCUGGAUACGUGCGUGAGCAACACAUGGAACGUCGAAUUGCCAAUGAUAAGAUGAUAUAGUCAUUGAUGUAAUGUAAUCCAAUAAAACACGAUGUGACCCUCUGCUGCUAAAGUUAAUUACACCCUAAUUUUUUGGCUGUACACAUUGUACGCCACGUCUUAUUGGCUGUACACAUUGUACGCUACAUUACAUUGGACCUUUGGCAGGAACAUCUUGUCAUGUUAAAUCCAAUUCCUUCAAUAAAAGCUUUGCAACAGCC
Messenger RNA from Salvelinus fontinalis (brook trout), 9916 nucleotides. Its product is annotated as lipoma-preferred partner homolog. NCBI's taxonomy places the organism in Eukaryota, Metazoa, Chordata, Actinopteri, Salmoniformes, Salmonidae. Bases 34 to 423 code for a protein of 129 amino acids. Gene Ontology annotation, biological process: cell-cell adhesion. The transcript is spliced from 3 exons. Gene Ontology annotation, cellular component: stress fiber; focal adhesion. The record is from RefSeq and is a predicted model, not a curated record.